This is a messenger RNA of Cynoglossus semilaevis (tongue sole), 1357 nucleotides long. RefSeq names its product midkine-like. Gene Ontology annotation, molecular function: growth factor activity. NCBI's taxonomy places the organism in Eukaryota, Metazoa, Chordata, Actinopteri, Pleuronectiformes, Cynoglossidae. The transcript has 5 exons. The record is from RefSeq and is a predicted model, not a curated record. The coding region runs from base 147 to 620 and encodes 157 amino acids.
AGAAUGGGGCUAAUGCAACCAGAAUGAACUGGUUUAGGAGACAAAAGCUGGGGGCUAGAGGAGGUGCAUAAGCAGGAGAAGAGAGAGGAGACCAGAAAGAGACAGAAGUUUUCCCCUGACGCUGCUCUGACCAACAACAGGAAAAGAUGAGGGCUGCACUGCUGCUGCUGUUUUUCUGUGUCAUUGCCAUCACCACUGUAGCUGGUGGAAAGAACAAAGAGAGGAACAAACCCUCAGGGCCUGGGGCGAAAUGCAAAUGGAGCUACAGCAGCUGUGUGGCCAGCAAUGGUGACUGUGGAGCAGGAUUCAGAGACGGGACAUGUGACACACAGACCAAGAAGAUGAAGUGCAGAGUGCCCUGCAACUGGAAGAAGCAGUUUGGAGCUGACUGUAAGUAUCGAUAUGGAAGCUGGGGAGAGUGUGAUCUAGACUCUGGCUCUCGGUCCACGACAGCAACACUGAAGAAGGCCAUGUUCAACGUCGAGUGUCAGCAAACCCUCACUGUCACCAAACCUUGCUCAGGAGAAAAAAUUCAAAAACAGGAGAAAAAGGAAAAGAGACGGAAGAUAAAGGAGGAGAAGCGAGCCUCCAAGAUCAAAGCAAAAAUUGAGGCACAGUAAUAAUUGUCAAAAUCGCAGCCUUUUUCAAUAAUUAUUUUUACGACAGUACAAUCACUUCACAAAUUUCCAGCCUUAUUUUACAAGUCACUUUUUUGUUCUUUCAUUAUCGCUUACAAGUCCAACACCUUCAUGACCAGAACAGUCGAUGUCGCAGAGAUGAAGUGUUUUGGGGACAAUAUUUUUUGCAUUGUUAAUUUCCUUUAAGCCUGCAGUACUGUAAAAAUAAUACUAAUUCAGAAAAAAAAUAUGUGGGAUGUUGUUUCCAAACCAUUUGUGGAAUAAAUGCAUCUUUACAAAAAUUCAAUGAGGCUUCACUACAAACAGGAGCUGAUGUAAUUUUCAAUGUCCUGCCACUUUGGCUCUGAGGUAUUUUAUUACUGUAAACACACACACAUACACACAGAGUCUUUGUACUCCAUUUUGUAGAUAGUCGUGGCUCCAAAAACCAAGAACCCAAUUUAUUUUCCUUUUUAUUCUAACCUCCAAUGUUAGUACUUAAUCAAAGUGUGUGUGUGUGAAAUGUCAGCAGUGUAAAUUUGAUUUAUACCCACAAAUGACUGCUAUUAUCCUUUGCUUUUGUUUCAAUUUGAAAAGUUCCUUUUUCUUCUCAUUUGGGAUUUUUUUCCCCAUAAAGUUUUCUAUGCUCUCUUUCUCUUCUAGGAAAGCAAUUAUUUUUAGUUUUAGGCUUCAACAGUUUUGUUUUCAUUUUGUUAUUAAAGUCUGAAAUCAUAAUCUCA